GAUUUAUAUUGAGGAUGAGUGGUGACGGAACAGUUCCACCAAAUGUCUUUCUGCAACCACAGACAACGAUAGGAGCUCAGGAUCUAUUAAUGCUAGGAGUCAAAUAUUAUGGAUUCAUCCGAAAACGCGGGCAACUAGAGAGAACCUUAGAAAGUCUGCCGGUUAUAAAAUUAAUUAUAACGAAAUGGCGUCAAAAGUUUGCAGUGAUUUCCAAGGGGUGUUUAUACGUUUAUAACGAUGAGUUUUCUACGUCGCCGUUCCAAUCAGUAUCACUCAGGGGAUACGACCAUGUUGUGAGAGAAAAAGAAAAUUACUCCGAACGCAUGAAAAGCUUUAAACUUUACUCCAAAGAACAACCGGGACGCAAACAGUUUAUAUUCGGUUCCGCAACUGAUGGCGAUCGGAAGAAAUGGAUGAAAAGUCUUAAAGAAGAAAUGAUGUUAGCCAAUGAAGCUGAAGAUGAAGAUGAUGAUUCAGAAAGUGGACUCGGACCGACCGGUGACGACGAACCGGAAGAUGAAUACACUUACCUUGAAAAACAGGUUAAGAUCAAAGUUUAUCCUCCUGUGAUACCUCCUAGACCACAAGCCUCAAAACCAAAAACCAACAGGAAACUACCAGAACCAGGAUUCGAUCAGGAAUCUGAUGAUUCAGACUACGAUAAGAUAGCUGAGGGAGAAUUGUCAAUCAUAAGGGGAAGACCACCUUUACCAGAAAUCCCGAAAGAUGAACAAAAGACUACAAAAGAUCAUUUGUCACAGAAGCCAAAGGCUGCAAAACCUCUACCGGCAGCAAAACCUAAUCUUCGGAGACAAGUAUCCAAGGACGACUUCAUGUUCGAUAGUUCAGAUCGUGUGCAAGUGGAAACAAUUCUUUCAAAAAAAACGCAAGGAACGUAUUUAGUCAGGAAGUCAAGAUCCAACGAUAAUGAGGUAUUGUCGGUGCAAACUGUUGACGGCAUGAAAGAAUUCAAAAUAUUCCGAAAGGAUGGGCAGUACAGUAUUGAUCACAAAAAUUCCUUCAAGACCUUAGAACGCCUUGUAGAGCACUAUAGUAAAGAAAAGCUUCCAAAUCGCCCUGAGUCACUUAGUAGAGGGUACAGCUGUACCGAUCUAUCGGUACCUAUGUAA
Molecule: messenger RNA, 1130 nt
Organism: Ylistrum balloti
Lineage: Eukaryota; Metazoa; Mollusca; Bivalvia; Pectinida; Pectinidae
Exons: 12
Coding region: 15-1130 (371 amino acids)
Biological process (GO): signal transduction
Molecular function (GO): SH3 domain binding
Source: RefSeq, a predicted model, not a curated record